Messenger RNA from Microdochium trichocladiopsis, 2667 nucleotides. RefSeq lists its product as uncharacterized. The transcript has 2 exons. Gene Ontology annotation, molecular function: structural constituent of nuclear pore. Gene Ontology annotation, cellular component: nuclear pore. Gene Ontology annotation, biological process: mRNA export from nucleus; protein import into nucleus; ribosomal small subunit export from nucleus. Bases 1 to 2667 code for a protein of 888 amino acids. The record is from RefSeq and is a predicted model, not a curated record. Lineage: Eukaryota; Fungi; Ascomycota; Sordariomycetes; Xylariales; Microdochiaceae.
AUGGUCAAAAUCAAGAGUUACACGCCCCCGUGGCUCUCAAAGCCCUCGAUUGGUCACGAGGUCUUCGCUCCUUCGGAUCUUGACAACGGGAGGAGCUCCUCGACAACCAAGAAUCGCACGCCACCAGGACCACGGCGCACGAUUGCUCGGCGUGGCACAGAGGUCUUCGUCGCUGUUGGAAAAGAGAUUCGUUGGGCAGAUCUGGUUUACCUAAAGGAACGAUGGCAAGAUGGCGUGGAUCGCAACCCAGAGACUGGCCGGUUCAAGCGCGAGAGCUCCCUUGCUCCAGGCGAUGACGAUAUCUCCCAACCUUCUCUGUCGGAUGAUGCGGAGGGCUUUCGUACCCUUCAAGUGCCUGUUGGUGGAGACAUCCAACAGCUCAUCAUGUCGCCAUUUGCCAACUUCAUGGCGGUCGUCACCACCCACACCGUGCGCGUUAUACUACUGCCAGACUCGUCCCACCUGACAGCGCCGAGUAUCGAAGUCAUCAAGCCCAAAUCGUGGACGCUCGGCCCAACCACGCACGUCGUCGACAGGUCUGCGAUUGCUUCCGUGCUGUGGCAUCCUUUGGGAGUUAAUGGCUCCGCCUUGGUCACGGUCACAAAGGACGCUAUUGUACGCGUGUGGGAACUUUCCCAGAACGACCGAUGGAGCUUUGAUACGCCUUCGUUCACUAUCGAUUUGCAGAAACUCGCAGACGGCACAUCCCUCGACCAGAACUUUUCAGCUUCAACGGACGGGACGACCAAAGGAUUCACCCCAGACUCGUUUGAGAUGGAGGUGGCUUCUGCUUGCUUUGCCGGUAGGGGCUCUGGGGGUUGGUCGCCCAUGACCUUGUGGAUCGCAAUGCGUGAAGGCGACGUCUAUGCGCUGUGUCCAUUGCUGCCAACCCUAUGGGCGCCACCUCCUACACUGAUACCAUCUCUGUCCGUAUCGAUCGUGGCAAAUCUUGCAGCCAACGAAGACGAUCCGGCAGUCUCGGAACAAGCAAGACUGCUUGCACAGCAACAGCUCGACUGGAUGGGCGAUCUUGACAAUCAGGAGCCCAGAAUCAUCGAGGGGCCUCCCGGCGAGCCGCCGACUGAGGUCUACCAGCGUCCCGCCCGUCCCGGCAUCGUGCCAAGGUUGCAAGGCCCAUUCGAGCUCGAGAUGAGCCCGGACUCGGAGGUGGAUCUUGAUCUUGAGUUGAGCGAUAUCUUUGCUAUCGGCGAGAAGCUUGACACCGACGAGCUCAUGAUGGGCGAGGAUGAAGAGUUGGAGCUCGAGGAUAUUGAACGAGAGGGCCUCUCUCUGUCCGUUAUCUGCCUGCUGUCCUCGAGCGGGCAGUUGCGGAUUUGCCUCGACGUGCAAGGCGUACAAGCUCAAUGGCUACCUCCCCAGAACAAAUCCAAGAUCAUGGGACGUGUCACGAUACCACCUUCGCUCUUAACCUUCCAGACUAUGGAUAUUCUGACUGCGGUUGAUGAUGCCGAAAAUGGCUGGCCAGUGUUCAGCCCGGAUGUCACUUCUCGCUACUCAUUCUACGUCACGCACCCAUCCUCGAUUACUCUUGUCUCACUCUCGCCCUGGGUUUUCCGAUUGGAGAGUGAACUGCAGGGCGAUUCAGAAGCCGGAUCGGACUUCAGGAUCGACCUUCUUGUGAGCGGGCAAAGCUCCACCAGAGAGCGCUUGUAUGCCAAUCAAGGACGUGGCGACUCCCACCUUCCUCUGGCGGCAGCGGUUGCCAUCCGCGAUCCGGAUCUUGGCUAUUUUCUCCUGUCAGCCACACCGUACGAGCCGGUGGCCAUGGCAUUUGACGUCCCAGAAGACGAGUUCCAGCCUGUUCGUUCAGUGUCCCCGGCGUUUGAUAAGGACGCCGAGGUACAGCCGCUCGACUUCUACGAGCCACGUCCAGUCUUUCAACCAUCUCACGUCUUCGAUGAGAGCUCGACACUGCCUGCUUUGCUUGAGAAACUUCGGACUAGUCGCUACAAGGCGCUUGUGAACCAGGAGGUGCGCUGCUCGCCUGCUACGUUGCAAGUGUUUACGGACAGCCACAAGAUCCUUAGCGAUGAGACAUACAGGCUUGGUGUUGCCGCGGCUGAACUGUUCAGGCGCUGCGAGAAGCUCCAGAACGAGCUCAAGCAGCAGAUCAUCAAGGCGAAUGAAGUCAAGACAAGGGUUGAGGCCGUCACCGGCGACGAUGAGCAGGAUGAGGACGGCGCCACAGAGACCAAUGAUGAAGCCAUUCAGAGGAGGAUACAGGAAGCACAGGCUCGAGGAGAACAACUACAAGCCCGGCUGGAGGCUAUGCGUCGCAAGGUCAGCAAAGCGACCAGUCGAGAGCUCAGUGACAAGGAGAAGUCCUGGGUCACAGAAGUCAGGACGCUCGGGUCCACAAUACUGGGCGGUGACGAUGCGGCCCAAGGCCCUCCCAAACUCAGACAAACAAUCCAGAGGUACAAUGAUGCCAUGGCUCUGGGCGAGGAGCUGAGCGACGAGGCGAAAAAGCUAGGCGGCAAUGGCACCGAGGACGACGCUGCACCAAGCCCAGCGAAGGGCGAUCUGCGUGUCCCAUCGGACUUGCGGAAAGCCAAGGUCACCCAAGUUAAGAGCCUGCUCGAAAGAGAGAGCAUGCUAUUAGAGGCGGUCAAGUCACGACUGGAAAGGUUGACGGUAACAAACUGA